This is a messenger RNA of Entrophospora sp. SA101, 1005 nucleotides long. The record is from the annotation of a GenBank genome assembly. NCBI's taxonomy places the organism in Eukaryota, Fungi, Glomeromycota, Glomeromycetes, Entrophosporales, Entrophosporaceae.
AUGAAAGUAUUAAUUUGUGGUGGAGCAGGAUAUAUUGGAUCACAUAUAGUUAGAGAAUUUACAUCAUAUCCAAGUUAUGAAAUUAUUAUUCUUGAUAACUUUUCCAAAGGUCAUUUAGAAUCCAUACCAGAAAGCAUAAAAUACGAGAAAGGAGAUAUAUGUGACAAAGAGUCUUUAGAUAAAAUUUUUGAAAAGCAUCGACCAAAUGCAGUAAUGCAUUUUUGCGCAUCAAUAGAAGUUGGAGAGAGUGUAGAAAAUCCUUUAAAAUAUUAUGAAAACAAUGUUGUAGGUACUAUUUAUUUACUACAAACAAUGAAGAAGUAUGAUGUGAAAUAUUUUAUUUUUUCCUCAACUGCAGCAAUAUUUGGUAAUCCUGAAUUCACACCUAUACCUGAUGAUGCUAAAACCUUACCAAUCAAUCCUUACGGUGAUACAAAACUUACAGUUGAAAAGAUUCUUGAUUGGAGUGAAAAAGCUGAUGGAAUUAAAUAUGUUUGUCUUAGAUACUUUAAUGCUUGUGGAGCACAUGAAAGUGGCGAGAUAGGCGAAGAUCAUGACCCAGAAUCUCAUUUAAUCCCACUUAUACUUCAAGUUGCACUUGGACGUAGAGAACAAAUAAAGAUAUUUGGAAAUGAUUAUGAUACCAGGGAUGGAACUUGUAUAAGAGAUUAUAUUCAUGUUACAGAUUUGGCCACAGCUCAUAUUAAAGCAUUGGAGUACCUUGUAAAAGAAAAUCAAUCACAAAAAUUCAAUUUAGGUUCGGGUGAAGGCUAUAGCGUCAAGGAAGUUAUCGAAGCUGCUAGAAAGGUCACCAAUCAUCCAAUUCCUGCCAAAGUGGAAUCUCGUAGACCUGGUGAUCCUGCCAUUUUGAUUGCAGGUUCAGAACGAGCUGAGAAGAUUCUUGGAUGGAAAAGAAAAUAUACUACUAUAGAAAAAAUCGUUGAAACCGCUUGGAAAUUUCAUCAAAAUCAUCCUCAUGGUUAUUCUUCUACUGCUAAAAAAUAA